AUGUACAGCUUCAACACUCUGCGAUUCUACCUUUGGGAAACCAUUGUAUUCUUCAGCCUUGCUGCUUCCAAGGAGGCUGAAGCUGCACGCUCUGCACCCAAGCCUAUGUCACCAUCGGACUUCCUGGAUAAGCUCAUGGGGAGGACUUCUGGAUAUGAUGCCAGGAUCAGGCCCAACUUUAAAGGUCCCCCUGUGAACGUGAGUUGCAACAUCUUCAUCAACAGCUUUGGCUCCAUUGCUGAGACAACCAUGGACUACAGGGUGCACAUCUUCCUGAGGCAACAGUGGAAUGACCCCCGUCUGGCCUACAAUGAAUACCCUGACGACUCCCUGGACCUCGACCCGUCCAUGUUGGAUUCCAUCUGGAAGCCUGACCUGUUCUUUGCCAAUGAGAAGGGAGCCCACUUCCAUGAGAUCACCACUGACAACAAACUGCUGAGAAUCUCCCGUAAUGGCAAUGUCCUCUACAGCAUCAGAAUCACCCUGACUCUGGCCUGCCCAAUGGACCUGAAGAAUUUCCCGAUGGAUGUACAGACAUGUAUCAUGCAACUGGAAAGCUUUGGAUACACCAUGAAUGACCUCAUCUUUGAGUGGCAGGAACAGGGAGCUGUCCAGGUGGGUCAUGGACUCACCCUGCCUCAGUUUAUCCUGAAAGAGGAGAAGGACCUGAGAUACUGCACCAAGCACUACAACACAGGUAAAUUCACCUGCAUUGAGGCUCGAUUCCACCUGGAACGGCAGAUGGGCUACUACCUGAUCCAGAUGUACAUUCCCAGCCUGCUCAUCGUCAUCCUGUCCUGGAUCUCCUUCUGGAUCAACAUGGAUGCAACUCCAGCUCGUGUGGGUCUGGGCAUCACCACUGUGCUCACCAUGACUACACAGAGCUCUGGCUCCCGAGCCUCCCUACCCAAGGUGUCCUAUGUGAAAGCUAUCGACAUUUGGAUGGCUGUUUGUCUGCUCUUCGUGUUCUCGGCCCUGCUGGAAUAUGCGGCCGUGAACUUCGUGUCUCGACAACACAAGGAGCUGCUUCGAUUUAGGAGGAAGAGGCGACAUCACAAGAGCCCCAUGCUGAAUCUGUUUCAGGAUGAUGAUGGCGGAGAAGGCCGUUUCAACUUCGCCUAUGGGAUGGGCCCAGCCUGUCUACAGGCCAAGGAUGGCAUCUCUGUCAAGGGUGCCAACAACAAUAAUACCACUAACCCCGCUCCUGCACCAUCCAAGUCCCCAGAGGAGAUGCGGAAACUCUUCAUCCAGAGAGCCAAGAAGAUUGACAAGAUAUCACGCAUCGGUUUCCCCAUGGCCUUCCUAAUCUUCAACAUGUUCUACUGGAUCAUCUACAAGAUCGUCCGAAGAGAGGAUGUCCACAACAAGUGA
Molecule: messenger RNA, 1371 nt
Organism: Cricetulus griseus (Chinese hamster)
Lineage: Eukaryota; Metazoa; Chordata; Mammalia; Rodentia; Cricetidae
Source: RefSeq, a predicted model, not a curated record